CUGCACCCUCCAGAGCUGCAGACUGCUGGAGCCAACGUCCUCUCUUAUCCUCCACCUUCUGCCACCUCCACCGCGGUCAUCAUGUCGCAGACCCGGCCUGCAACUGUGCUAGGUACCAAUGAGAUGGGGCGCCGCAUGGAUGCGACCUCCAGCGCCGCGUCGGUGCAAGCCUUCCUGCAGCGCGGCCACAAUGAGAUUGACACGGCCUUCGUGUAUGCGGACGGUCAGUCCGAGACUAUCCUAGGCGGCCUGGGGCUCGGGCUGGGCCGCAGCGGCUGCAAAGUAAAAAUCGCCACCAAGGCUGCUCCCAUAUUGGGGAAGACAUUGAAGCCUGAUGAUGUACGGUUCCAGCUGGAGACCUCCCUGAAGCGGCUGCAGUGUCCCCGGGUGGACCUCUUCUACUUACACCUACCUGACCACAACACUCCUAUAGAGGAGACACUGCAGGCCUACCACCAGCUGCAUCAGGAGGGCAAGUUUGUGGAGCUUGGUCUGUCCAACUAUGCUUCCUGGGAGGUGGCUGAGAUCUGUACCCUCUGCAAGAAAAAUGGCUGGAUCAUGCCAACUGUGUACCAGGGCAUGUACAACGCUACCACCCGGCAGGUGGAGACAGAGCUCCUCCCCUGCCUCAGACACUUUGGACUGAAGUUCUACGCCUACAACCCUUUGGCUGGGGGCCUGCUGACUGGCAGAUACAAAUACCAGGAUAAGGAAGACAGGACGAAUCCUCAAAGCCGAUUCUUUGGGCAUCAGUAUUCCCAGAACUACAGGGACCGCUACUGGAAGGAGGAACACUUCAAAGGCAUCACCUUGGUGGAGAAGGCUCUGAAGUCUACCUAUGGCACCUCUGCCCCCAGUAUGACCUCAGCUGCCCUGCGGUGGAUGUACCAUCAUUCACAGCUCAAGGGCACCCAUGGGGAUGCAGUCAUCCUGGGCAUGUCCAGUCUGGAACAAUUGGAGCAGAACUUGGCCUUUGUUGAGGAAGGGCCCCUGGAGCCGGCUGUCGUGGAAGCCUUUGACCAAGCCUCGAACCUGGUUGCCCUUGAGUGUCCCAACUACUUCCGCUAAGAUGCAUCUGACUUGGGAGGUGCAGCUUACAGGCUGUCCCUCCUUGUCCUGGGCUAGAUCUGAUUCGGUCGGUCUUUCCCUGUCCCUGAUGACUUCCUAUACAUGCAGUUGCCUUCAGUGUCAGAGCUGGCUGAGCUCCAAUACUUCCUGUUGAAUAAAACUGUUAUCUGUCAA
This is a messenger RNA of Grammomys surdaster, 1242 nucleotides long. RefSeq names its product aflatoxin B1 aldehyde reductase member 3. NCBI's taxonomy places the organism in Eukaryota, Metazoa, Chordata, Mammalia, Rodentia, Muridae. Bases 82 to 1068 code for a protein of 328 amino acids. The record is from RefSeq and is a predicted model, not a curated record. The transcript is spliced from 7 exons.